Symbiodinium natans is the source of this 1173-nucleotide messenger RNA. The record is from the annotation of a GenBank genome assembly. Lineage: Eukaryota; Dinophyceae; Suessiales; Symbiodiniaceae.
AUGCACGAGCAUCGGACAAAGUCCUUCGUUUUUUUCCUAGCUUUGGGGCUGGGGCUGUGGAAAUGUGUCGUUUGGGAUUCAACAUUUAAGUUGCGAUAUGGAUGGUUCCCAAACGAGCCGAGCCCAGUAUGCAAACGCAGGUUGGUGCUGCACGUCGGCAUGCACAAAACGGGAACCUCGUUCCUGCAAAAAUGGAUGCACACGCACAACAAGUGGCUAGCGAAACAUUUUGGUGUCUUGGCAAUGCCGCGGGCUGCCCACUGUACUGCAAUGAUGUUCAACCUUAAUCUAACAGAUCCGGUUGAUGAUGUUCCAAUUGACUCUCUGCCGGAGCACGUGAAGUUUCGUUGCCGACGAUUCACCCUCAAUCGGACUUUCGACUUCCUGGUCACAGCUUUGGAAAAUCCCAGCGCGCCGGUCAUCAUCUCUACAGAGGCAUUCUCGACCCUCCUCCCAGGCCGAUGGGAACACUUCCUGAGUUACCUUCACAACAAGACCAGGAACUUGCCAUGCUUUGCGGUGUCGCCUGUGGUUUUCUUGCGGAGCCCGUCAUCAUGGUCACAGUCCCAAUGGAUUCAGCGUGGGAAGAAAAGUUCUAAUCCGCUGCCUAGAGCGGACUGGCUUGCUGGUUCAUGGUCCGAGGAGGAGCUACGUCAUUACAUGACACUGUUGGAUACUUUCGGCAAAUCAGUCCUACAUGUGGUGUCUUACGAUAUGCUUUUGGAAGCAAACCAAAGUUUGCAGGCCUUCCUGAUCUGCAACGCAACACUUGGCAUGGACGGUGCGUCAUGGUCAGGUUGUCAAGAAAUGGUCGACUCAAAGGGGAUUGGCACGAAGAGGGCCAACAUUUCUCCCAGUCCAGCGGCACUGGACAUAGUCACUUUAGCGAGACACAUGUACAACAUAUACACCAUGGGCAAAAAUGGGAGCUCAUGCAAGUUCGGGCUGACGUCAUUGAGCUCGGAAGUUGGGGCAGUUGCAGCAAACAUGCCGCAGGGCUGUAAUGACUGGCAUGAACGCUUUGCGCAGUUGGAGGACAGACUGUACAACUUGUCUGGCCUCGUCCGACCGCAGAGCCGUACGCAGUGGUGCGGCGUUAACGAAACACAGCUUCAGCCACACCACUGGAAGCUGAUCGAGGGCCUUUUGCCAGAAUGCGUGAAGACCCUGUAA